Aquila chrysaetos chrysaetos is the source of this 2804-nucleotide messenger RNA. RefSeq names its product MSL complex subunit 1 (gene MSL1). NCBI's taxonomy places the organism in Eukaryota, Metazoa, Chordata, Aves, Accipitriformes, Accipitridae. The transcript is spliced from 8 exons. The annotation marks the transcript as partial. The record is from RefSeq and is a predicted model, not a curated record. Gene Ontology annotation, cellular component: MSL complex.
CAGCAGCAGGAGGAGGAGGAGGAGGAGGAGGAGGAGGGCUCCGCACCGCACCGCCCGCCGCUCCGCCGGCCCCGGGAGCCGCCGCCGCCGCCGCUGGGGGCACACAAGGGCCGCGGCGGCGGGGUGGCGGCGGCGGCGGAGCAGCAGCAGCAGCGCUGGGCCGGGCUGGUGCCGCUGGCCGGCGGCAAGCAGGCCGGCGCGGGGGAUGCCGGCGCCCGGCCGCGCUACCAGGCGGUGCUGCCCGGGCGCGGCGCCGGGGAAGGCUCGGCGGGGCCGGGAGCGGGACCGGGAGCGGGGCCGGCCGAGCCGGGCCCUCCUCCUCCUCCUCCUCCUCCGUUGCCGCCGCCGCUGCCCGCCGAGGGCAAGUGGAAGAGCGGUUCGCGGCGCGGCGGGAUGGGGGCCGGCGGGGGCUCGCCGGGGCAGGCGGCCUGCCUGCGGCAGAUCCUGCUGCUCCAGCUGGACCUCAUCGAGCAGCAGCAGCAGCAGCUGCAGGCCAAGGAGCGGCAGAUCGAGGAGCUCAAGGCCGAGCGGGACACGCUCCUUGCGCGGAUCGAGCGCAUGGAAAGGCGGGUGCAGCUGGUGAAGAAGGACAGCGAGCGGGAGAAGCACCGCAUCUUCCAGGGCUUCGAGGUGGAGGAGAAGCCGGAGGCGGAGGCGUGCGAGAAGCUGCCGCUGGAGUGUCCCCAGGAUCUGCUGGAGCCCCCCCCGACCCUGCAGCCCAAGCACUUCCCCUACGGCAGGAACGGGAAGGGGCAUAAAAGGAAGCCGACGUUUGGGAGCGCAGAGAGGAAGACGCCCGUUAAAAAACUGGUGUCCGAGUUCUCGAAAGUGAAGAGUAAAACUCCAAAGCACUCCCCGGGGAAGGAAGAAUCGAGCGGCUCCUUGUCCGAAACUGUUUGUAAACGAGAACUGCGGAGCCAAGAGACUCCAGAAAAACCCAGGUCGCUCCUGGAGACCCCGCUCCGAGCCUCGGUCCCACUGAAGGGCCCCGGCGCCCACCCCAAGGAGAAGGGCUUCUUCAGCAGCGAGACAGACGACCUGCCCUAUCUCUCAACCACGGAAAUGUACUUGUGCCGUUGGCACCAGCCGCCCCCGUCGCCGCUGCCGUUGCGGGAGCCCUCCCCAAAGAAGGAGGAGACUGUAGCAAUUCCGUCUUGGAGGGACCAUGUCGUGGAGCCCCUGAGAGACCCCAACCCCUCGGACAUCCUGGAGAAUCUGGACGACAGCGUCUUUUCCAAACGGCAUGCGAAGCUGGAGCUGGAUGAGAAACGAAGGAAAAGGUGGGACAUUCAGCGGAUCAGGGAACAGAGAAUUCUACAGCGGCUGCAGCUCCGAAUGUACAAAAGGAAAGGAAUUCAGGAGUCAGAGCCUGAAGUUACCUCAUUUUUCCCUGAGCCAGAUGACGUGGAAAGCUUGCUCAUCACCCCAUACCUGCCUGUCGUCGCCUUUGGCCGGCCCCUACCAAAACUGACCCCACAGAACUUCGAGCUGCCCUGGCUGGACGAGCGCAGCCGCUGCCGGCUGGAGAUGCAGAAGAAGCAGACGCCGCAUCGGACCUGCCGUAAAUAGCGGAGCCGCCGGGAGCUCCGUACAUCACCGGGUCGUGCCAAUGGCCGCUGCCCUCUCCUGCCUUCUCGUUGACGGAUGGUUUAGUUCCUCCGUGACCCCGGUUUUGUUCUCUUGGGUUUUGCAACACGUUUCCUGGACUUGUCCGCCCGUGCUGGCAGCCGUAUCCCCAGCGGCACCGGUCAGCUACCGGCCGAGGCUUCCCACCGGCUGCUCCGGUCCCGGGGGCAGUGGGCGAACCCCAGACCCUGCCUGCCCAUCCUGCCCGUCCUCGCUGCCUGCCGCAGCUCCGCACGCUGCCCCUGCCCUCCCGCAGCCGACGUUCGGUUUAUUUUGGACAUUUGGCUUCGAGCCGCGGGCGGGAGCACGGAGAGCGCCGGGGCCAGACCCCGGUGUCAGGGGGUGCCGCGUCCGCCAGCCAGGGAGGCCGCGUCCUGCCAGGACUCUGCCCGCCGCUGCCUUCUUGUUACGUUUAGUUAGAAAAUGGGAUAAACACCGGUUUGCGUCCAAGUGGUGUGAGAGGCGGCAGCGGGUGCUGCCGGGGGGUCCCAGCGCUGCCGGCCUGUGCCCUGCUGUGGCGAGGAGCGGGGUGCUGGAAAGUGCCGGGAAGCCUCUUUGUUUUUUUCCCCCCCCCCCCCCCCCUUCUUGAGCGGCUGUAAUGGGGUCAGAGGGGAGAGUUUAAAAACAAAACUUUUUUUUUUUUUUUUUUUUGUGAAAUAGAAAUCCUAUACGCACAAUUUUGGUUUUUUUUUUAAUUUUUUUUUUAUAAUUUAAAUGUUUCAAGGUUGGCGAGGUGUGCCGUAAGGAGUUGGGUUGGUGCGAGAGCUGGGGCCGUGUCCGCUCUGCUGCAGCAUCCCCUGUCCCGACCGAGCCCCCCCCCCCGGUGCCACUGGACCCCCCCCCCAGCCCUGACCCCUGGGUGCUGGGGACCGGACCCCUGCGGUGCUGCCGGAUGGGUUGGGGGUUGGGGGGGUCUCUGCGUCCCCCACUCCGGCCAGGCUCUCCCCGGCCUCCCCUUCAGCAGAGAUUAAAUAGGAAAAACGUUCCGUUUCUUUUCUUGUCUCGUCUUUUCUCCCGUCCCAUCCCGUCCCUGCGUGGGUCCUGUGCCCCCCCCCGAGUUUUAUUCCCCCUGCACCGCACCCAGCUGCUUUCUGGCACCGAGGUUAAUUAGCGGAAGGAAACUUGUUUUAAAAAAAAGUUUUUUUUAAAAAAACAAAACUAAAAAAAAAAAAAACACC